CAAACUCUUUGAAAUUUCUCAGAAAUCUUCAACUUUCAAAUUAUCCUACCAAAGUUUUGACAAUGUCCAUAGUUGCAGAAGUGCCGAGUUUCCUUCAAGUCCUUUCCAGUGGUUUAGUAAAACGCUUUGAACCUGAAAUCUCCCCUGUCUCAAAUGAGUCAUCAUCCCAUGGAUACAAGUCCAAGGAUGUGAUGAUUGACUCAACCAAGUCAAUCUCUGGCAGAAUGUUUCUGCCUGAUACUCCAGGCUCCUCUAGCCACCUUCCUGUUCUAGUUUACUUCCAUGGUGGUGGCUUCUGCAUUGGCUCAACCACAUGGCUUGGGUACCAUACUUUCCUAGGGGACUUAGCAGUUGCCUCACAAACUAUAGUUCUUUCUGUGGACUACCGCCUUGCGCCUGAAAACAGGCUCCCUAUUGCUUAUGAUGAUUGUUAUAGUUCACUUGAGUGGCUAAGUAACCAAGUCAGCUCUGAACCAUGGCUUGAGAGAGCCGACCUCUCUCGUGUGUUUCUCUCAGGGGAUAGUGCUGGAGGGAACAUUGCUCACAAUGUUGCUGUCAAAGUAAUUCAGGAAAAAACUUAUGAUCAUGUAAAGAUUAGAGGAUUGUUGCCCGUACAUCCUUAUUUUGGGAGUGAGGAGAGGACUGAGAAGGAGAGGGAAGGUGAAGCAGCUGGAUAUGUUGCGAUGAACGACUUGUUAUGGAAACUAAGCUUGCCCCAAGGAUCAAACCGGGACUAUUCUGGGUGUAACUUUGAAAGGGCUGCAAUUUCCAGUGCUGAAUGGGGUCGUUUUCCAGCAGUGGUAGUAUAUGUGGCUGGUUUGGAUUUCUUGAAAGAAAGGGGAGUUAUGUAUGCAGGCUUUUUGGAGAAGAAAGGGGUGGAGGUGAAGCUGGUGGAAGCUGAAGAUCAGUCACAUGUGUAUCAUGUGUACCAUCCUCAAUCUGAGGCUGCCCAUCUUCUUCAAAAGCAAAUGAGUGAGUUCAUCCACAGCUUCUAGCAUCUUAGAUGGCCAUCACAGGCCCCUUCUUAUCAAUAAAACAUGUAUGCUUUCAGUGAAGAUCAGAAAAUAUAAAGCUGUACUCAUAUUUCUAAUAUAGCAAGUAAAAUUUAGGAAUUGGUGCAAAUAUUGUUCUUCUUAAAUUUCCCCACAGUCCAUUACUCAUUUUCUUGGUAUUUUAUUUGCCUUGACUAAAAUUUUCCCUCCCUUUCCAAAUCAACUGUCAUUUUCUUUUUUUUCAUAAAACUUCCCUUGCUUUCAUAACCAUCUUUCUCACUUUCUCUGUCUUGACUGAAAUUUUCCCUCUAGAUGAAUAUUAGACGAGAAGAAGUUGAUCACUGUUUCUCCCUAUUCCUAUCCACCAGCCACCAACUGACUUUUCUCAAUCAGCCUUUCCAACUUAGUUCUUUUAGGCAUACAUUAAUUAAACUUUCAUUUUUCCCGGCAUUUGUUCAUUUGGAGCCUAUUUGACCAUAUGAUUUAAAAACAUUUUUUAAAAAUUCUUAACUUUAUUUGGUUGUUGUUCUCUUAAAAUA
This is a messenger RNA of Vitis riparia (riverbank grape), 1531 nucleotides long. RefSeq names its product probable carboxylesterase 17. The transcript has a single exon. The record is from RefSeq and is a predicted model, not a curated record. The coding region runs from base 63 to 995 and encodes 310 amino acids. NCBI's taxonomy places the organism in Eukaryota, Viridiplantae, Streptophyta, Magnoliopsida, Vitales, Vitaceae. Gene Ontology annotation, molecular function: hydrolase activity.